Messenger RNA from Lycium barbarum (goji berry), 1430 nucleotides. Its product is annotated as transcription factor MYB86-like. NCBI's taxonomy places the organism in Eukaryota, Viridiplantae, Streptophyta, Magnoliopsida, Solanales, Solanaceae. The transcript has 3 exons. The record is from RefSeq and is a predicted model, not a curated record. The coding region runs from base 370 to 1254 and encodes 294 amino acids. Gene Ontology annotation, biological process: regulation of stomatal movement.
UGCUUUAGCUGCUUCUUCCUCUUUUUCUCUAGAAAGUUAUAAUAAUUAUAUAGAGCCCAAAGUUAUCUUAAGAUCCAAUCCAAAAAGCAUCACCAAAUUUGCGUAAAAACCACUUAAUUCCCCCACCUUGCUUCUUCUCAGCAACUCUAGCACUUGGACCUUAAAUUCCAACUAUGACAUCACUCUAGACAUCUUGAUAUUAUAUAUUAGCCUUAAUAUUUCAUUCCAAACAAUGGUCACUAAAGUUAUAACCUUGUAAUUUAGAGUCAAAUUAUUCUAUUUUUUUUCACUUUCGUCGAAUAUGAUCUACUACUCUUAUUUCUUACUCGACCGUUAAGCUUUUUGAAAACCUUAGGCUGCACAUAGUAAAUGGGGCGCCACUCUGUUAAAGAGAAGCUAAGGAAAGGAUUGUGGUCACCAGAAGAAGAUGAAAAAUUGUACAAUUAUAUCACUAGAUUUGGUGUUGGCUGCUGGAGUUCAGUCCCUAAAUUAGCUGGUCUACAAAGAUGCGGAAAGAGUUGCAGAUUGAGAUGGAUAAAUUACCUAAGGCCUGAUCUUAAAAGAGGAAUGUUUUCACAAGAAGAAGAGGAAAUGAUCAUUACUCUCCAUGAAAAUCUUGGAAACAGAUGGGCACAAAUUGCAACAAAAUUACCAGGGAGAACAGAUAAUGAGAUAAAGAAUUACUGGAAUUCAUAUUUGAAGAAGAAGCUAAUAAAGCAAGGGAUUGAUCCAAAUACCCACAAGCCACUAAGUGAAAACCAAGUAAGAAAUGAGACAAAUUGUACAGAAAAUGUGAAUCCAAUUGGGCCUUAUGGAUCCAAUGUGAGUAAACAAAUCUUUGAUCCUCUUUUUCUGUAUGAAUUCCAAGCAAAUGUGAAUCCAAUUGUGCCUUAUGAUCAUCAGAACCAAAUUGAGGGGAAUACAAAUUUUGGGUUUUGCUCAAUGCCAAGUGUAACAAAUUUUGAACAUGGGCUCAUGACAGAAAGUGAUUUUUCUGACAGCUCAACUUCAAGAAUGAGUACAAGCAACAGUUCAAAUAUGAUUAGCCAUAAUAGUUCUGCUGGAAUUCAGAUGAAUGAAAUGUUGGAGGGUGCACAAGAAUUGAAAUGGGAUGCUGAGAACAAAAUAGAUUCUUUGUUUCAGUAUCCUUAUGAUGGGAUCAAGAAUGAAGAAGAUUUCAGUAAUAAUAAUCCAUUGAGUUCCUUAUCUCAAGACUUAAGUGGGGAAAAUCUUGAUGUGUUUCACCAUAUCUAAAAGUGUAAAUUCGAUCUUCUCUUUUUAUUUUCGAGUUUACCUUUUCCUAUAUACAUACAAAUAUACGAAACUGUACUCAAGGAGACUUUGAGGUGAGAAUCUUCUCUUCUUCCUCUGUUUUCUUCCUUCUUUGUAAAGUUAUGGCCAAAAUUGCAGUUCUUUACUAUUGCAGUGUC